CACUGUUGAUGGUGGAGAAGGUGUUUUGGAGUUCUCAGUUACUGCCACUAUGGACUUUGAGAUGUGGGGAGAGAUUUUUGAUGAAGAUGUGGCGACUCAGUACAUGAUAGAACAGAGUCUUCCAGGAAACAAUAAUCAGACUGAAUUUAAGGACAUCUUAUCUGCAGAUGGAUGCAGGAUAAUACAAACUAGUCCAGAAAGGGAUAAAAUAUCCAGUGCCAUUAAACGAGGUGAUGAAGCUGAGCUUCGUAAGCUCACAAUCCACCAGUCUGCUUUCUCUGAGGAGGACAGUGCCGGCCAGAUUCCCUUACAUGAGGCAGCAAUGCAGAACAACCAGUACAUCCUGGAGAUCACUUUCAAAGCAUCUUCCACAGACGCAAAGUCUAGAAUAACUCAUCGGGGCAAGACAGCCCUCUUUUCAGCUAUAGAGAAGGGUCUCUUGGAAAAUGCCUGCUACCUUUUGGACAACGGGAGCAGCCCAGAUUGCCUGGAUCAUGAUGAAGACUCACCUCUUUUCAUUGCUAUACGAAACAACCACUAUGACAUGAUGAAGCUCCUUCUCUGCUUCAAGGCCAACGUAAACCAAAAGUUGGCGCACUGUAGAACGGCCAUUCAUGAAGCUGCUCAUUUGGGCCUGACAGAUUUUGCAAAGUUGCUGCUAAAGUCUGGAGCUGAUCCUGAUCCCAGGAGCACAGACGGCCUCACGCCUCUGGCCCUGGCAGCGCAAGCUGGCCACCUGGAGAUAGUGCAGGAACUCCUAUGCCGAGGGGCUUAUGUGGAUUCUCAGGAUCAAGACAGUGCUACUAUCCUUUAUGAAGCUUCUGCAUCCGGGAACCCUGAUGUCAUCUCUCUGCUGCUGGAGUAUGGUGCUGAUGCUAAUAUACCCAAACACUCAGGCCACCUCCCGAUCCACAGAGUGGCCCAUCACGGAUAUGUGAAAGCUCUAGCUCUCCUGAUCCCUGUGACCACACGGGAAGCAGUGGAAGAGAGCGGCAUGAGCCCCCUGCACUCGGCAGCAGCUGGUGGACAAAUACAGUGUCUCAAGAUGCUCCUCAAUGCCGGCUAUGACCCCAACUUCAUGCUUCACCCUCGGGUGAGGCGCAAUUAUGACGACCAGCGCAAGUCCGUCCUGUACUUCACAGUAACCAAUGAAGAUAUGUGCUCCACCAAGUUGCUCCUGGAGGCUGGUGCAAUGCCCAACCAGGACCCAGUAAAGUGCUUGCAGGUGGCCUUGCGCCUAGGAAACUACCAACUGAUCGAUACCCUGCUGAGGUAUGGUGCCAACGUCAAUUACUUCUCCAGGGUGAACACCACGCACUUCCCUUCAGCUCUGCAGUACGCCCUGAAGGAUGAGGUUCUGCUUAGGAUGCUCCUUAACUAUGGCUACGAUGUGCAGCGCUGCUUUGACUGUCCAUAUGGGGACAGCGCUCACGUGCCUGAUGAUUAUAAGGGCUGGAGCAGUACUGUUAUCAAAGAUACUAUGUUCUGUGAGGUGAUAUGUGUUGACUUUCUGAAGCACCUCUCUGGAAGCUUGGUCCGUAUCAUGCUAGAUUAUGUUGACCAUGUCAGGUUUUGCUGCAAAAUUAAGGCAAUUCUGAUGGAGCAAAAACAGUGGCCAGAAAUCUGCAAAAUUCAAGAGAACGUGCGCUGCUUGCAGCACCUGUGCCGACUAAGGAUCAGGAGAUGUUUGGGACGGCUGCGUCUCAGAGCUCCAGUCUUCAUGAGCUUCCUGCCUCUGCCGAACUACCUGAAGGAAUACAUCUUAUACAAAGAGUAUGAUCUUUAUAGCCAGAGUUGCUAGGAACAGUUAAAAUCACGCAGAACUGUUCUUUAUUCCUACAAAUGUUUGUGUGAACAGCUGGGCUACUUUUAGCACCUAAAUAAUUGUGAAUAUGUAGAUCAGUGUAUAGAUUGGCAUUAAUGAACACAUUCAAAUGAAGCUGUAAUUUUGUUUGUUAAGAUGCUGUCUAAAUUAAUCAUGUUACAUGCGUUUUGUAUUAAGAAGAUAAAUAUACAGAGUAGAGGUCGACCGAUACUGGAUUUUACCAAUACCAAUAACUAAUUUAAAGUAAAGUAAGUAACUAAAGUAAAGUAACUAAGUAAAAAAUGUUAUUAUGUGUUUAUUACAAAAAGAAACAGUACUGAC
Ictalurus furcatus (blue catfish) is the source of this 2146-nucleotide messenger RNA. Its product is annotated as dynein axonemal heavy chain 12-like. Gene Ontology annotation, biological process: intracellular signal transduction. Gene Ontology annotation, molecular function: protein binding. The coding region runs from base 50 to 1801 and encodes 583 amino acids. Lineage: Eukaryota; Metazoa; Chordata; Actinopteri; Siluriformes; Ictaluridae. The transcript has 9 exons. Gene Ontology annotation, cellular component: cytoplasm. The record is from RefSeq and is a predicted model, not a curated record.